AUGAAACAAGUGACGUUGCGUUCUGAAAAGGAUGAAGAUCUGGCGAUGGUGCUUAGAAACGGUUCCUACGGUAGCUUGGAGUGGUUGAAUCUUGCUUUCACGGCGGUCACUUCCGCAUCUGCUGAGUACCUUGUGAAAUUGCCGUCUUUGCGAUACCUGAACCUGUGGUCUACACAUUUUGGCGAUUCGGGUUUGCAACUGAUCUCAGAACACCUACAUAAGCUCGUAGCUUUGAAUCUAUGCGAAACGCCCGUUACAGACAAAGGCCUUGAAUGCCUCACUGCGUUGAAAAAUUUACAGAAGCUUAAUCUGAACAGUACUCAGCUAUCGGUGGCUACCUUUGAAAUACUUAAGGCAGAACUGCCGGCUUUAAUCGAAGUUGAUAUUCGAUAUACCGAAGCGUGGUGCGCUGAGUACAUCUGA
Molecule: messenger RNA, 423 nt
Organism: Soboliphyme baturini
Lineage: Eukaryota; Metazoa; Nematoda; Enoplea; Dioctophymatida; Soboliphymatidae
Source: the annotation of a GenBank genome assembly